AUGGGUGUUUAUGGGCAGGAGUCUGGAGGAUUUUCCGGACCAGGAGAGAACCGGAGCAUGAGUGGCCCUGAUAACCGGGGCAGGGGAAGAGGGGGAUUUGAUCGUGGAGGCAUGAGCAGAGGUGGGCGGGGAGGAGGACGCGGUGGAAUGGGCAGCGCUGGAGAGCGAGGUGGCUUCAAUAAGCCUGGUGGACCCAUGGAUGAAGGACCAGAUCUUGAUUUAGGCCCACCUGUAGAUCCAGACGAAGACUCUGACAACAGUGCAAUUUACGUGCAAGGACUCAAUGACAGUGUGACUCUCGAUGAUCUGGUAGACUUCUUUAAGCAGUGUGGAGUUGUUAAGAUGAACAAGAGGACUGGACAACCCAUGAUCCAUAUUUACUUGGACAAGGAAACGGGAAAGCCCAAAGGCGAUGCUACAGUGUCUUAUGAAGACCCUCCAACCGCCAAAACUGCUGUUGAAUGGUUUGACGGGAAAGACUUCCAAGGGAGCAAACUUAAAGUCUCUCUCGCUCGGAAGAAGCCGCCCAUGAACAGCAUGCGAGGAGGCAUGGCGCCGCGCGAGGGCAGGGGGAUGCCGCCGCCGCUCCGAGGAGGUCCAGGGGGCCCAGGAGGUCCUGGAGGACCCAUGGGGCGCAUGGGAGGCCGCGGAGAAGACAGAGGAGGCUUCCCACCAAGAGGGCCUCGCGGUUCCCGGGGGAACCCGUCUGGAGGAGGAAAUGUCCAGCACCGAGCUGGAGACUGGCAGUGCCCCAACCCCGGCUGUGGAAACCAGAACUUCGCCUGGAGAACAGAGUGCAACCAGUGUAAGGCCCCGAAGCCUGAAGGCUUCCUCCCACCACCUUUCCCACCCCCGGGCGGUGACCGCGGCAGAGGUGGCCCUGGAGGCAUGCGGGGAGGAAGAGGUGGCCUCAUGGACCGCGGUGGUCCCGGUGGAAUGUUCAGAGGCGGCCGUGGUGGAGACAGAGGUGGCUUCCGCGGCGGCCGGGGCAUGGACCGUGGUGGCUUUGGUGGUGGAAGACGAGGUGGCCCUGGGGGGCCCCCUGGACCACUGAUGGAACAGAUGGGAGGACGGCGAGGCGGGCGAGGAGGACCUGGAAAGAUGGAUAAAGGCGAGCACCGUCAGGAGCGCAGAGACCGGCCCUACUAGACGCAGAGACCCGCAGAGCUGCAUUGACUACCAGAUUUAUUUUUUAAACCAGAAAAUGUUUUAAAUUUAUAAUUCCAUAUUUAUAAUGUUGGCCACAACAUUAUGAUUAUUCCUUGUCUGUACUUUAGUAUUUUUCACCAUUUGUGAAGAAACAUUAAAACAAGUUAAAUGGUA
Messenger RNA from Dama dama (fallow deer), 1323 nucleotides. Its product is annotated as RNA-binding protein EWS-like. The record is from RefSeq and is a predicted model, not a curated record. The transcript has a single exon. Gene Ontology annotation, cellular component: nucleus. The coding region runs from base 1 to 1149 and encodes 382 amino acids. Lineage: Eukaryota; Metazoa; Chordata; Mammalia; Artiodactyla; Cervidae. Gene Ontology annotation, biological process: regulation of DNA-templated transcription. Gene Ontology annotation, molecular function: RNA binding; transcription coregulator activity.